This is a messenger RNA of Cucurbitaria berberidis CBS 394.84, 990 nucleotides long. Its product is annotated as Homocysteine S-methyltransferase. The transcript has 2 exons. The record is from RefSeq and is a predicted model, not a curated record. Gene Ontology annotation, biological process: S-methylmethionine cycle. Bases 1 to 990 code for a protein of 329 amino acids. Lineage: Eukaryota; Fungi; Ascomycota; Dothideomycetes; Pleosporales; Cucurbitariaceae. Gene Ontology annotation, molecular function: S-adenosylmethionine-homocysteine S-methyltransferase activity; zinc ion binding.
AUGUCAGCAAUUGCGUCAUCGAAAGCCAACAAGCUCUCGACCCGACUGAUUAGUGGCUCCCCUAUCCUCCUCGACGGUGCUCUGGCAACUUACCUCGAGACCCUAGGCGCCGACAUUUCUGGCGCUCUCUGGUCUGCUGAUAUCCUCAUAAAAACCCCUUCCCUGAUCAAGCAAACGCAUCUCGACUAUUACCGGGCCGGCGCAAACAUCGCUAUCACAGCAUCGUACCAGGCCUCUAUUGCUGGGCUUACGAAGCACCUGGACCUGGAUGAGAAAGAGGCGAGGACUGUCAUCAGUAAGAGCGUAAAGUUAGCACAGGAUGCCAGGGAUGAGUAUGUGACUGAGACUUUGACUGCGCUGAGUAAAGAAGCGAAAGAUAAGAUGUUGCUUGUAGCCGGCAGCGUAGGGCCAUAUGGUGCGUUUUUGGCAGACGGUAGCGAGUAUCGUGGCGACUACACCCUCCCAAACCAUGAGAUGAAAGCGUUCCACCGUGGAAGACUCCAAGCGCUAGUGGACGCAAACGUCGACGUCCUAGCCUUUGAAACAAUGCCUUCGAAGGGCGAAAUCGAAGCCCUGUUGGAUCUACUGAUCACCGAGUUCCCGAAUGCGGAGGCGUGGUUCUCAUUCACUUUGCGGGACAGCGCACACAUCAGCGACGGCACACCUCUAAGUGAGAUUGUGUCCAUUCUCAGAGGAACAAAUCAAGUUGUAGCCGUGGGAUUCAACUGUAUUUCAGACGAUCUUGCGUUAGAUGCGCUCAAAGACUUGUCUCCAUUAGUAGAGGGAGUGGCAUUGAUCGUGUAUCCGAAUUCGGGCGAGCAGUGGAACGCGCAAGCACGGGAAUGGGAGGGUCAAAGGACAGAGGGGGCAACGUUGGAGCAGAAGACAGUAGAGUGGUGGAACGCUGGUGCUAAGAUGAUUGGAGGAUGUUGUCGGACCACGCCAGAAGACAUUGCAGUCAUGGGGAAAGCGCUGGAGUCAUUUCGCUAG